AUGACGGGGAAAUCUAACAGAUCACUAAAAGAUGCACUAGAAGAUAUUAAAAUGUUUCGAAUAGAAAUAAACCAGAGACUUGAUGAACUGGAGAGACAGGUUGUGCAUGUAGUCAAGGUCGCAGAACAAGAAAAUAACUCAAAUAUUACAGCAGUAGAAACAUCGUGUAAAGAAGUUACCAAUUCCUUGAAGAUAUCCUCAGAAAAAAUCAAACAGCUCAACACAUCAAAACAAGCUAAUACACUCUUUAUGGAGCUUAAGCUUGCAGAAAAAAUAAUGAAAGAUGUUGAGAAAACUGCACUACAGCUUUCAUCAUAUGAUGUCAAAGAGCACCACUUUCAAGCAAAUGAAAAAGUAUUAACCAAGCUUAAAACAGAGAGGUCAUUAGGUACAUUGACACAUAAUACCUUAAAUAAAGAAUGUCAACCUUUACAAAUAAAGUCUAGACAAUCUUCACAUGAGAGAAAAAUCUGUGUGAAGACAUCAAAAGAUAAAAGAACAUGCGAUAUAACAGGAAUGGCUCUGCUGACUCCUGAUCUUGUUAUCAUCACUGACUGCAAGAACAAGGCUGUAAAGAUGGUGGAUACCAGCAGUCAAUCUGUGUCUGAUCAACUACAGCUGGAUGAUCAACCAUGGGAUAUCACGAGAGUAACCAGUACUGAAGUUGCAGUCACGCUUCCUAAGAAACAGACAAUACAGUUUAUAUCAAUUUCAUCAAACAAACUUAUAAAGAAGCACAAUGUGAAGGUUGAUGGUAUCUGUGAUGGUAUAAGCUGUUACCAAGGUAAACAUGUUGUGUCAUUCGUUACCCCUGCAAAACUUCAGAUCCUUGAUAUGAAUGGCACUAUACUGACAACAAUUGAUGGAAAAAAUAUUUUCAAAAGUCCAGAUUAUAUAACAUGUAACAGAAGUUCAAUCUAUGUAUCUGACUGGGAGAUGAAGACAGUAACAAGAUUAAACUGGCAAGGUGAUGUGAUAGGUAGUUAUGGUGGUAUGAUUUAUCCUUGUGGAAUGUAUCUGUCAAAUGAUGGUACUGUCUUUGUGUGUGAUAAGGAGAGAAAUAUUAUAGAAGAGAUAUCAGGAGACUGUUCUACAGGAAAAGUUGUGUUGGAGAAUCUGAAUUAUCCCAAUACUGUUUGUUGGUGUGGUGAAACAAAGAAGCUAUAUUAUAGUUGUGACAUUUUGGAUGAAAAUAAUGCCAACUUUCUAUACAUUUAUGAACUGUCAUAA
Molecule: messenger RNA, 1230 nt
Organism: Ruditapes philippinarum (Manila clam)
Lineage: Eukaryota; Metazoa; Mollusca; Bivalvia; Venerida; Veneridae
Exons: 1
Coding region: 1-1230 (409 amino acids)
Source: RefSeq, a predicted model, not a curated record